CCUCUUCGCUCAGACUCGCUGGUUUUUGCGUUUGUUGUUGGCGUCGGUAUUUCCUGGAGUUUUCCACCACGAACGCGAGGCAACUUGACGAGGAGUGACGUCACUGCCGACGCUGCACCUUCAGAGGCAGGCUGACUCCAGCUCCGGCUCCGCCCCGGGUGUUGCCUCCGGCCGGACUCCAUGUUGUUAGGCCAACUCGUGUCGCGACCGAAAACUCACGUUGCAGCCCCGUGUGCGCGCGCGCGCCACUGAGCGAGCGUUGACCUGCGAAAGAAGAUGGCGGACUACCGGGACGACAGCGGAGCUCGCGCGCUGCUGGCUCUGCAGUCGGCGCCGUGCAGCCCCGUGCGAGUGGCGGCAGGCUCGCGCCCCUCGCACGCGCCCUCGCUCGCCCUCCGGGGCCCGCCGCCCGGGGACGCCUCGCCUCAGCCGCGGGCCCUGGCCAGGCUCGAGGGCCGGGACUUUGAGUUUGUCAUGCGCCAGAGGUCGGUGACCGUGGGCCGGAACUCGUCCCACGGCUCCGUGGACGUCAACAUGGGCCACUCGAGCUUCAUCUCCCGGCGUCACCUGCACAUCCUCCAUGACGCCGCCGCCGGCGGCUUCUCGCUGCGCUGCCUGGGGAAGAACGGCGUGUUCGUGGACGGCGUGUUCCAGCGGAGGGGGGCCCCGCCGCUGCGGCUGCCCCGAGAGUGCAUGUUCCGGUUUCCCAGCACCGUGAUCAAGAUCCAGUUCUGCUCGCUGCUGGAGUCGGAGGAGAGCGGCGAGAAGCGGCCGCCGUCGCCGCCCAGCCGCCUGCUGCUGCCGCACAUCUCCCCGCUGGAGAUCCUCCUCCCCACGCCGCAGCAGCACGAGGAGCACGUGAGGACGCUGGGCACGCCGCAGCUCUCGCCCACCGGCACCAUCAGUGUACCGAUCUCCUGCCCGGCCAGCCCCCGGGAAGCCGGGUCCUCCGGGUACAGCUACGGCCGCAACGUGACCCCUGACCUCCAGCUGGCGGCAGAGUACGCGGCCAAGGCCGUUUCCGAGCAGCGGCGAAGCGCUGGCGAGCACCGUGGGGGAGGCGGGGCCGAGGACACCCCCGGGGGAGACGGUCUGAGGGACGAGUCCAAGCCUCCGUAUUCGUACGCGCAGCUCAUCGUCCAGGCCAUUUCCUCGGCCCCCGACAAGCAGCUGACCCUCAGUGGCAUCUACAGCCACAUCACCAAACACUACCCGUAUUACCGCACGGCCGACAAGGGCUGGCAGAACUCCAUCAGACACAACCUGUCUCUCAACCGCUACUUCCUGAAGGUGGCGCGCUCUCAGGACGAGCCGGGCAAAGGGAGCUUCUGGCGCGUGGACUCGGCCUCGGAGAGCAAGCUGGUGGAGCAGGCCUUCAGGAAGCGGCGGCAGCGGGGCGUGGCCUGCUUCAGGACGCCCUUCGGGCCGCUGUCGUCCAGGAGCGCGCCGGCCUCCCCGACCCACCAGGGGCUGCUGUCCCCGCCCGAGUGUCUGAGCAGGGAGGGCUCUCCCGUCCCCCACGACCACCGCGAGCUGCCCGCCGUGCCCGAGUACCGCUACUCUCAGAGCGCCCCAGGCUCGCCGGUCAGCGCGGCGCCCGUCAUCGUGGCCGCCCCGCCCCACCCCCCCGGCCUGGGCAAGGCACUGGCUCUGGUCCCGGGCGGCGGCCCGGUCCAGCCGCUGCACCUGCUGCAUGGCCAGCCUCAGUCCUCCGUCACCAUGCUGCGGGUGGUGACUGGCUCCGCCCCCAAUGGCUACAGCGCCCCCCCUGCUGCGGGGCUGGAGGGUGAGCGAGCAGGGCGCCCUCCGCUGGACCCCCCGGGGCUGCACCAGCUGCCUGUCCGAGCCGUCGCUCAGAACGGCAAACAUGGCGUCGCCGUAGCGACCAGCUUCGCCUCAGGACUCCACAGUCCUCUGCAGAUCCUGGCAGCGCAGGCCUCCAGCUCGGCCCCGGUGCUGGUCACCCGGGCCCCGGGGACGGUGGCCCAGCAGCAGGGGGAGCCCUCGGCCAAGCGCUCCAGGAUGGGAGAGGAGGCGGCGGCGGCGGCACAGCAGCCCGUCAUCGUGGCCGUGGCGUCACAGGGUCAGGACCUGCGCAAGUGACGCCACCGGUGGCGCUGGAGCUUUGGGCCGAGCCUCACGGAACUGUUUUCACUUGGGAAGCCGCUGACACUACAGACCACCAGGGGGCGACAGAGACGAGCCUCCGCGGUUCCACACCCACGUGAGCACAGACCACAGCGUCUGGGACGGUGGUCGCACCCGCGGUGUUCCACUAGAGGGCGCACCUGCGAGCCCUGCUUCUGUUACUGCCCCCUGCUGGUUGACUUGGCUCCUCCACGUGGAUCCCUCACUGAAGAUGGAAGAGCGACCCCUGACCCCACCGGUGAUCGAUGAAUGUAUUUGUAACAAUAUUUUUGGUGAUUUUCUGGACAAAGACGAUUUUGCUACGUGUCACCUGCAGCCAGGACUCCAGCUUCAUUAAAUCCUCCUCGACCUUUGACCCUGCUCUGUCUGUGUGUGUCUGGGCUUGUGGGGACCUGUUCUUGACAAAACGCUGUCCUCCUUGUGUCUCGCCGGUGUGUGAGGAUGAAGUGGGUUCCGGAGUCCUGGUCCAGAGUCCUGGCUCAGGCGGAGAGGCCGGGGAAAGGGUGAUGUCCAGCAGGAACCUCCCCGUGUCCCCACAGGGACAGCAGUACAAACAUGGGUGUGCGUGUCUGGCGGUGCGUUCAGGUGCCGCUCAUCUCCCUGAGACACUUUUUGCUCUGUGUCUCUCGCUGUUGUCAUGUGACCCGAGAAGGUCACCUGACCUGCCGAGUCACAUGACUCGCCCGGUGCCGCCGGACGGAUGGUGAACCUCAGAAACACGAGCCGUCGCUUCAGAGCUUUAUUACUGGGAGCCGCGGCGCCGCCGUCAGCAGGACGAGGCACUGAUCUUGUCCGACACCUCCGGGUCCGACUUGGCCACGAGGAAGCGGAGCCGACCUCCUCCCAGACGGAUCAGGUCCACGGCGCUGGAGGGACAGAGACAGCGGGAGUCAGAGCCGCACUCCGGGCCCCUCAGGAGCCAGCCCACCUCUGGUAGUCCGCCCCGAUCAGGCUGGUUCCGUUCACCGCCAGGAUCCGGUCCCCGAUCCGAAGCCGUCCGUCGCAGGCGGCCGGGCCUUCGGGGAUCAGAGUCCGGAUGUAGAUCCCAGGCGCGUUGAGGGGCGUGUGCUGCAGG
Molecule: messenger RNA, 3223 nt
Organism: Synchiropus splendidus (mandarinfish)
Lineage: Eukaryota; Metazoa; Chordata; Actinopteri; Syngnathiformes; Callionymidae
Product: forkhead box protein K1-like
Exons: 8
Coding region: 277-2103 (608 amino acids)
Biological process (GO): regulation of transcription by RNA polymerase II
Molecular function (GO): protein binding; DNA-binding transcription factor activity, RNA polymerase II-specific; RNA polymerase II cis-regulatory region sequence-specific DNA binding
Source: RefSeq, a predicted model, not a curated record